Messenger RNA from Colletotrichum orchidophilum, 1683 nucleotides. RefSeq lists its product as uncharacterized. The annotation marks the transcript as partial. Lineage: Eukaryota; Fungi; Ascomycota; Sordariomycetes; Glomerellales; Glomerellaceae. Gene Ontology annotation, molecular function: FAD binding; oxidoreductase activity. The transcript has 4 exons. The record is from RefSeq and is a predicted model, not a curated record.
GCACUUAACUAUGAGGGGUCUGUUCGUUUACUCCCACCACAUUCGGUUCGAACUCUUUUGACAUCUACAUUACAGCUUUUGUGUCACCUGUUGCAUCCUUGGGUUUUUCGAGAGUUUAUCUACUGCCAAUCCGGCUCCCUCUUCUGCCACCCCCCUGCUGCCGAGAUGCAUCGAUUCAAGAUGGAGGUCCUUACAGCCAUUGCUACAUGGGCAAUCACCUCUGCAAGCCUAAACGUUCCUGUCGCGCGUCAGCUCCUUGGAGGCAUCUGCCCAAGAGACACGGCCGAGCUCGGUGACAGGCUGUCACCUGCUGCAAAGGUUUACCAGCCGGGCACCGUUGAGUUUACAAACGCAUCGAUCCGGUGGUCUAAUCUCCACGCACCCAAGCCAAACCUCGUCGUGAUUCCUGGGACUGAGAACGAUGUUGCAGAAACGGUCAAGUUCGCCAACGAGAAGAACAUGCCCUUCCUUGCGUACAAUGGCGUGCAUGGAGCUAUCACUACUCUGGGCAAGAUGGAGAGCGGUAUCGAAAUCUACCUGUCCCAGCUGAGCGGGGUCGAGAUGGCAGCAGACGGGACAACAGCCAAGAUUGGUGGUGGCACCGGGUCCAAGCUCGUCACUGACACACUCUGGGAGGCCGGAAAGCAGACAGUCACGGGAACUUGCGAGUGCGUCAGCACUCUCGGGCCUGCUCUCGGUGGUGGCCAUGGAUGGCUUCAGGGCCACCACGGCUUGGUCGCCGAUCAGUUUGUAUCCAUGAACAUUGUGCUAGCUGAUGGUACCUUACAGUCCAUUAAUGAGACCUCGGACCUCUGGUGGGCUGUCAAGGGCGCUGGCCAAAACUUUGGUAUCGUGACCUCCGUCAACGUCAAGGUCUAUGAUAUCGAGCACAGCGACUGGGCAGUUGAGACGUUCAUCUUCGGCGGGGAAAAGGUCGAGGAAGUCUACCAAGCUGCGAAUGAGCACCUCGUCAAGAAUGGUACCCAGGCUGCUGAAGUUAUCAACUGGUCUUACUGGCUCAACAACCCCGAUGCCGACCCCGAGAAUCCCAUCAUUCUUUUCUGGGUCAUCCAGGAGGGUGUCACCUCCGUCGACUCUGUGUAUACCCAGCCCUUCCGGAACAUCGGACCUAUCUCCGCCACUCCGGAGUCCGGAACCUACCUCGACCUCGCCACAUGGACGGGUAUUGCUCUGGACUCCAUCCCCUGCCAAAAGGUUGGCUUGAACAACCCUCGCUUCCCUAUUUAUGUUGAGUCAUACAACAUUGAGGCUCAACGCAAGGCAUACGAUCUCUUCGCGUCUUCUAUCAAGGGCAACUCACCGUUCAACAACUCUCUCUUCAUGUUUGAGGGUUACUCGAACGAGGGUGUGAAGGCCAUUGAGAGCGACUCGACCGCCUUCGCCUAUCGUGGCGACAAUCUUCUCUUCGCGCCUCUCAUCACUUACUUGCCCAACGGAACUGAACUCGAUCAGAAGGCCGCCACACUCGGUAACCAGCUGCGGGAUAUCAUUCAUGAAGGGAGUGGUCGCACUGAGCAGCACGUCUACCUGAACUAUGCCUUCGGUGACGAGACCCCGAAGGAAUGGUACGGUAGCGAGCAAUGGAGACAAGAGCGUCUCCAGUCUCUGAAGACCAAAUAUGACCCUAACGGCAAGUUCAGCUUCUACGGUCCCAUUGCGUAG